This is a messenger RNA of Papaver somniferum (opium poppy), 1677 nucleotides long. Its product is annotated as probable histone acetyltransferase type B catalytic subunit. Lineage: Eukaryota; Viridiplantae; Streptophyta; Magnoliopsida; Ranunculales; Papaveraceae. Gene Ontology annotation, molecular function: histone H4 acetyltransferase activity. Gene Ontology annotation, biological process: subtelomeric heterochromatin formation. Gene Ontology annotation, cellular component: nucleus. The coding region runs from base 82 to 1464 and encodes 460 amino acids. The transcript has 10 exons. The record is from RefSeq and is a predicted model, not a curated record.
UGAAAUCCCUCCCAAUUUUUCAUUUCCCGCCUUCGUUCCCCUCCCCUCACUCUCUAAACCCUAGAAACCCUAGACCAAAAAAUGGGUACAAAGAAAUCUGCUGCUGAUCUAACUUCAGAUCUUAAGAAGAAACGAAAAGUUGGAUUCUCCAGUAUCGAUGCUGGUGUUGAAGCAAAUGAUUGCAUCAAAAUAUUUCUGGUGAGUAGCAAAGAAGAAGUUGAUGUUGAAGAAAGCUGUUGCAUUGACCCGAUUGAUCUUAACCGUUUUUUCGGUGAAGAUGGGAAAGUGUAUGGGUACAAAGAUUUGAAGAUUAACAUUUGGAUGAGCAGCAUAUCUUUCCAUGCUUAUGCUGAUAUAACUUCUGCGAGCACAGCUGAUGGAGGCAAGGGGAACACGGAUCUAAAAUCUGCUCUUCAGUCGAUAUUUGGUGAAUCCUUGCUGGAGUCGCAGGAUGAUUUUCUGCAAACAUUCUCUAAAGAGACUCAAUAUAUCAGAGAUGUCAGCUCUAGUGGAAAGGUGGUGCAGUUUAAAAAUCCUGGGGAUCACCAGAGUGGGGCUUCUAAUGUGGAGGUUAUUCAUCUGCCUGUAACUAGUAUUGCCGUGGGAGAGCUAUAUGGUCGGUUGGUACCUCUGGUGCUACUGCUUGUUGAUGGUAGUAGUCCCAUCGAUAUAUCUGAUCCGAAGUGGGAGAUCUAUCUCAUGGUUCAGAAGACAGAUCAAAAAGGAGAUUCUAACUCUAAAUUGCUUGGCUUUGCAACUGUUUAUCGGUUUUACCAGUACCCAGACAGUUCUCGUCUGAGGAUAAGCCAGAUGCUGAUAUUGCCUCCCUACCAGGGCCAAGGCCACGGCCGUCACCUUCUAGAGGUUCUGAAUUCUGUUGCAAUAGCUGAGAACGUUCAUGACAUGGCCAUCGAGGAGCCAUCUGACUACCUCCAGCAACUCCGAACCUGCAUAGACACACUUCGCCUACUUGCUUUAGAUGCAAUCAAACCAGCAGUUGAUUCAGUUGUUUCACAUCUGAUACAAGAAAAUCUUUCAAAGAAAACCUGCAAGUUCGAAUCAGAUCCACCUUCAGCUUUAGUUGAAGAGGUCAGGAAAACUUUGAAGAUUAACAAGAAACAGUUUUUGCAGUGUUGGGAGGUUCUUAUCUAUCUUCAACUUGAUCUCAACAACAAGAAGUUAGUGGACAACUACAGGACAUUAAUUUCAGAUCGAACGAAGUCCGAUGUCUUGGGUAAAGAUUCUGGAACUGGCGGGAAGCAAGUAAUUGAAGUUCCCAAUGAUUAUGAUCAUGAAAUGACAUUUGUUAUGUUCCGUCCAAGAGGAAGUGAGAAGAUGGAUGGCAUUGAAACUGAAGUUAACAAAAACCAAACUAAUCAAGAGGAGCAGUUGAAUCAACUAGUUGAUGAACGUAUGAACGAAAUCACUGAGGUUGCAGGCAAGGUAACACAGCAUCGUGGAUAGUAUUUCAGCUCUCUACUAGUUUAAUAGGACAUAGGAUUUAUUUUGAUGGUGCAGGUAACCUUUGAGGAAUUUUUUAUUAUCUACCCAUUUCAAAUAUGAUGAUUUAGCCAGUAAGGAAUGAAUGUAAACUAAAUAUAAUUUUCGAUUAAAACAUAGACCAGUGACCAAUGAAAUUGGGUUUCAUCUAAUUCAUACAUGCCUUUUAGUUUUGUU